Aspergillus uvarum CBS 121591 is the source of this 3845-nucleotide messenger RNA. Its product is annotated as amidase signature enzyme. Gene Ontology annotation, biological process: transmembrane transport. NCBI's taxonomy places the organism in Eukaryota, Fungi, Ascomycota, Eurotiomycetes, Eurotiales, Aspergillaceae. Bases 288 to 3773 code for a protein of 1161 amino acids. Gene Ontology annotation, cellular component: membrane. Gene Ontology annotation, molecular function: transmembrane transporter activity. The record is from RefSeq and is a predicted model, not a curated record. The transcript is spliced from 7 exons.
CAGUUAUUGGUUUAUUGAUUUAUUCAUUCAUUCAUCUAUUCAUCUCUCAUCUCUCCGCCCUACCCUUGCUCCCAGUUAUACUUGGUUCCUCUCUAAUUCUCUUCUCUUGUCAUUUACUCCUUCUAUGUUUAGUGUUGUUUGUUAUCUCUUGUCUUCAUUACGGAUACAACAUCACUCAUCGCACGACCUUCAUAUUGGCAUGGACACAGCCCGUGCUCUGUCACUGCUCGCCAUCCACCUCCGCUUCACUCCAUAAUACUAAUCGCCCCUAACCACUGGUGCAAGGCAUGUCCCAGAUAGCCUUUUCCAACCUCGGAUCGAGGUCGGACAGUUACCAUGCACCACCCCGGGAUUCUCUAGAGCUCGCCUCGCUAGCGUCAUCGCCAGAUUCCGGUCCUCGAUCUUCCUGCUCCUCCUCUCCCUCGGGCAUUUCCUCUUCGCGCAAGCUCUCUCUAGACGAAGAAGACCCCUUAUCCAGUACUCAGCUCCCCGCGCAAUCUUCCUCCAGUCGACCUCGAUCCGCGCGCUCAUACUCAGUCUCCUCCGCUUUCGAUUUUGGGGCGACGCUCUUUCCCUUAUCGCAGACUACGGGCGGGUAUGCCCCCUUGGGAGCCCCGUCCGCCUUGGACGGAGAGGCUGGCCUCGCUGACGGAUCGUUGGAGCGCAACAAGACCUUGACCUACUUGAAUGGUCUGUCCCUCGUGGUUGGACUGGUCAUUGGCUCCGGAAUCUUCUCCUCUCCUAGCCAGGUCAAUGUCAAUGCGGGUUCGCCAGGCGCGUCACUCAUUGCGUGGGUAGUUGCUGGGUUGCUGGCAUGGACCGGAGCAGCCAGCUAUGCAGAGCUGGGCGGAGCUAUCCCGCUGAAUGGAGGUUCUCAGGUAUAUCUCGCAAAAAUCUUCGGGGAAUUAGCGGGUUUUCUGUUCACCUGGUGUGCUGUUCUCGUGUUGAAGCCCGGCAGCGCUGCCAUCAUCGCCAUCAUCUUCGGAGAGUAUGUCGUGCGCGCUGUAGUGGGAGCCGAGGUUGAAACCAUCAACCCAUGGAUAAAUAAGGCUGUUGCCUUUGGUGGACUCCUUGUCGUGACUCUGCUUAAUUGCAUAUCUACACGGGUAGCCGCGCGCAUUGGAGACUUGUUCAUGUUCUUCAAGUUCGUUGCAUUGCUGGCUGUCACAAUUAUCGGCAUAGUGGUAGCUAUCACAGGUCUCUCUUCAACUGGAAGUGCCAACAAGGAGUGGAAGACUGGCUGGUUCGAGGGUACGAAUAUCGACGUUUCCGCAUGGGCGCUGGCUCUGUACGCGGGGCUUUGGGCAUUCGAUGGCUGGGACAACACCAACUAUGUUACCGGGGAAUUCAAAAACCCGAACCGCGACCUGCCACGGGUGAUUCACACGGCCAUGCCGUUAGUCAUUCUAUCUUACAUUCUUGCCAACGUCGCCUACAUCCUCGUUCUACCCCAAGCGACCAUUGAAGCGAGCAAUACCAUCGCGGUGCAGUUCGGCGACAAAGUCUUCGGUCAUGUGGGUGCUCUCAUCUUCGCACUGAUUGUGUCCGCAAGUUGUUUCGGUGCCCUAAACGCCACGACCUUCACCAGUGGUCGAUUGGUCUACGCGGCCGGAAAAGAAGGUUAUCUACCCGAAGUCUUUGGUACUUUGUGGACACGCGACAUUUCCUCCUCCAACCGCCUCCAACACCGGUCUUGGUUGAGCAAGUCGCUUUCCCGGCUGUGCGGCGCCGGCACGCAGAUCGGGUUCACCCCCAUAAAUGCGAUGGGCCUCAAUAGCGCUCUCACUGUGGUUUAUAUCGUUGUCGGCGAGUUCAAGACGCUCGUCACAUUCUACGGAGUUGCCGGCUACACAUUCUAUUUUCUCACCGUGUUAGGCUUGAUCGUGCUCCGGGUGCGCGAGCCGUACUUGCAACGGCCUUACAAGACCUGGAUUUCGACUCCAAUCAUCUUCUGCUGUGUGAGUCUGUUUCUGCUCAGCCGCGCCGUCAUUGCAGAACCUUUGCAGACCUUGAUCGUGGUCGCUUUCAUAAUCGCCGGUGUUCCCGUCUACUACUGGCGUAUUUACAAACGUGACGGACACAAGGCGCUGCCCAGCUGGAAAUUCUGGCAGCGAAAUUCUCGAAAUCUACAACCAUGGGAACAGAUCGUCGCUAAAAAGCGUUCUCUGCGAGAUCAACAGAUAAAACCCUACAUCGUCGCUGAUAUUGAUCAACGAAUUCCGCGGGUGUACAAUGUUCAUGAGCGCACCUGCCUGCAUGAUGCAUCCGGCUUUGAGGAGAUUACAGACAUUGAUAGUGCUCCUCAGCUUCUCGAACAAUUGAAGUCCGGAAGAAUCACUGUGGAGCAGACCACCCUAGCCUACAUCAAAAGAGCUGUGGUGGCACAUCAAUUGACAAACUGCUUUACGGAGGUUACCUUCGAGGAAGCCUUGGCACAAGCUAGGCAUUUGGAUUGCGAGUUUCAACUGACUGGCAAAGUCAAAGGUCCCCUGCAUGGUAUUCCGGUCACGCUGAAGGAUCAGUUCAACAUCAAAGGGAUCGAUAGUACACUGGGCUACGUGGGCCGUUCUUUUGCGCCCGCUGCGCAAGAUGCAAUCCUGGUUCAGUUACUGAAGAGCAUGGGUGCUGUUGUAUUGGCCAAGACGAACUUACCGCAGAGCAUCAUGUGGGCUGAGACGGAAAAUCCCCUCUGGGGCCUAACGACCAAUCCGCGGGACCCUGCACUUACGCCGGGCGGCUCAACGGGAGGAGAAGCUGCGCUUCUGGCACUGCGCGGUUCUCUCAUAGGGUUUGGAACAGACAUCGGUGGCAGCAUCAGAAUCCCGCAGAGUCUUAUGGGACUGUAUGGCUUGAAACCCAGUAGUGGCAGACUUCCGUACCACGGAGUUCCCGUUUCAACUGAAGGACAGGAGCACGUUCCGUCAUCUGCUGGUCCCAUGGGAAGGGACCUAUCGUCACUCUGCUAUGUAAGUCGAGCGUUAAUCGAUGCUAAGCCAUGGCUGUUUGAUCCAAAAUGCCCACCGCUGCCUUGGAAUGAGAACGCUUUCCGAGAAAUCCAAAGUCGACCUAUGACUAUUGGCCUGAUUGUGGAUGAUGGAGUCGUGAGGGUCCACCCGCCCAUCGCACGGGCUCUCCGUGAGCUUUCUACCACGUUAAAGGCGCACGGCCACGACAUAGUGACCUGGGACACGUCGGACCAUCUGGAGUGUAUCCGCCUCAUGGACUUGUUCUACACUGUUGAUGGAGGUGAAGACGUUCGUCGCGAUGUCAGCGCGGCGGGAGAGCCCUAUAUUCCCCACGUCGAAGCGCUCGUCAGCCGCGGCAAGGCCGUCUCCGUCUAUGAGUAUUGGCAGCUUAACAAGAAAAAGGUUGCUCUACAAAAGCAGUAUCUCGACAAGUGGGACGCGACCCUCUCUCCCUCGGGAAAGCACGUUGACAUACUUCUCGCUCCAACAACACCUCAUCCAGCUAUUCCCCACCGGAGUAUGCGGUGGGUUGGGUACACAAAGAUCUGGAACUUCCUCGACUAUCCUGCCGUCACAUUCCCUGUAGAUCGAGUCAGGGCAGACCGGGAUGAGCUUCCAGCCGACUACCAGCCAAGGAAUGAGCUUGAUGCGUGGAAUUGGAAACUGUACGAUGCUAGGGCCAUGGACGGCCAUCCAGUCAAUCUCCAGGUGAUUGGCAGGAAACUGGAAGAGGAGGUGGUACUAGGCGCAGCGAGUGCCAUCGAAACCCUCUGGAAGAAAGCAUUUCCUAUCGGCGAAGGAGCAUGAUAAUCCAUACCAUGGUAUUCUGCAUACGUACAGUCAUUGUAAUCGCUGAAUAGUCUGAUCAACUGCCCCGUA